Molecule: messenger RNA, 1221 nt
Organism: Colletotrichum spaethianum
Lineage: Eukaryota; Fungi; Ascomycota; Sordariomycetes; Glomerellales; Glomerellaceae
Exons: 1
Coding region: 1-1221 (406 amino acids)
Biological process (GO): positive regulation of Ras protein signal transduction; protein phosphorylation
Molecular function (GO): protein serine/threonine kinase activity
Source: RefSeq, a predicted model, not a curated record
AUGAGCCUGCGCUCAAUACUGGGUGGCGGUCGCGUGAGAAAGUCAAAGCCAAGGCCGAAAGCGACAGUCUCAGCGUCGCCACGGAAGAACAGUGGGACCAACAGCCCCCGGGCCGGCAGCAGCGUCAAGAAGAAACCCGCGCCGGCAGACGCUGGUCUGGACUACGACGAUGACGACGACUUCUUCCAUGACAGGCUCGACGAUGUCGGCCUGGUUGCGGCGUUGGCGACCGACAUGUCGCUUCGCGAUGUUGUCCAGGCCAUCAAGUACACUCGCAACCACAUGUUCGGCCCUAUGCCAACAGAAGCGGCUGGCAUGAAUUCUACGCGCAUCGCCGAGGUGCUCAAUUACCGCAAAGCCAUACCAGGGAUCGUGACGGUAUCACACCUCCACGCGCUGCUGGCCUCCCCAACCGCUGUGGAGCGCGAGGUCGCAGAGUUGCAGCGUGGCGGAGCUCUUCGCAAGAUCUACGUGCCACGUCGGGGUGGGCUGGGCGAAGCUCUUAUCCAGACGUCCGAGCUGGAGGAGAUGAUAGCGCAGUCUGCAGGGCUGGACGAGGAGGCGAAGACGGCAUUCUUGCAGUUUCUCAGAGAAAACCCCCUGGCGCAGACGAUGCCGCGGUCUGCCUGCCAUCAAAAGCAGGCCGAUGCUCUGGUGCGGGCAGGGUUCUUGACGGCCAGUAUACAUCCGCAGCACGUCAACACUCCGCUGAUGAAUUUGCAUUUGCGCCCGGAGGACCGCGGCAGCUUGAUGAGCAUCGAGGCGGUGUCCCGCGCAGCGUCCGGCACUUUUGACGCCGUCGGCGGCCAGGGGGCUGUACACGCCGCAGGUGGUGGCGGAGGGGCGCUGCGGUCAUCCCGUGCCGAUGCGUCAUCAUCUUCGGGGGUGGAAUUCACCAUUGCAGUGCCCGGAAACGGGUCAUUUCUAAAACUGACCGCCGCCGCGGUGGAACAACUUACCCAGCUAUUGUCCAGAUCGCAGUUUAGGGAGAUGCCUGUGUCCAUGUUAAGGGAGCGAUGGGAGGGUGGCGUAGCCCGUGACGGGGCACGUCUCGCAAGGAAGGCCAGGGGAGAGUUCGCCGGCGUGCUGCCGGGACGGACGAAAAGAUGGAAGGACUUCUAUGGCUUGGAGUUCCACUGGGUAUUGGAGGAGGCAAUGGGCGCCGGCCAGGUUGAAGUCUUUGAGACGCGGAGCGUCGGCAGGGGAGUUCGUUUGCUGUAA